This is a messenger RNA of Venturia canescens, 1083 nucleotides long. RefSeq lists its product as uncharacterized. The record is from RefSeq and is a predicted model, not a curated record. Lineage: Eukaryota; Metazoa; Arthropoda; Insecta; Hymenoptera; Ichneumonidae. Bases 584 to 973 code for a protein of 129 amino acids. The transcript has 2 exons.
UUAGGCGGCCACUUUUGCCUUGCCUUGAUAAUUUUUAUGCGCUGAUAUGAUAUUUGUUUUUUCCAAAAUGGGAGACUUAUUUUUCUGCGUACUACAUUUUUCUUACUUUGUAUCUAAUAGGUUUUUCGUUAGGUCAGGGGUUACUGAUCAUGAUGUAACACCUCCCCCCUUAAGAUAGGGCAUAUGCGUAGCAAUGCCCACACAUGUCCGCAUGUGUUUUUGACUCUGUUUUUGUUUUUGUAAAAAUUUCUCCGUUUCUUGAUUUAUCUGGCUCGUUUCGUUUAGUAUAUAAGCACUUGGUUAAACAUAUGAUCUCUCAGACUGUGUUUUAGUGUGAUUUGGUGAAUUCUUCCUUUCGGUAAGUGUUUGUGAUUUCUCUCUUAUACUUUCCUUAUGAAUAUUUUAUAAUAAGUAUAUUUAUGUAGGUGUGUAUCAUGAAUAAUUAUUCGAAUGUUAGUAUCGUUUAAAUUUUCGUGAUUCCUUUUCUUCGAAGGCUUACUUCGUGUCUCUCCUCAUUUCUACCUUGUCUCUGUACUCUUUUCCUUUCUAAACGUAUUUUCCCCUUUUUAGAUUACUAACAAAUAUGCCAAAUAAACGUAUCUGGACUAUGGCGAAUCCUGAUGCCAAUAUUGCGUAUUGUGAAGAUGCGGAUUUCAUCUAUAUGAGAAUAACUCGUGAUGAUUAUGCUGGUCCGGUUGAAAAUGUAUGGGCCGUUCCUUUUAUGAAGCGGCUACACGAAGUAUGGAGACGACGAGCUAUCUGUCGUCUGUCAGUGUUGAAGCUGUGGCGCGAAGAUGCUAUCAGUAAAGAUUUUGAUGCUUGGUCGCUUGAGCACAUGCCUGGUGACCUUCUAGGGCUGCGGCGUUUAUUUUCCAUGAGUCCAUUUCCGGGGCUGGUUGAAGAUGUGUCCUGGGAUCACCUAUGGGCUCAACUUGGGCCUCAGUGGUAUGACGAUGUGGCAAAUGUAAGAUAGGAAAAAAAACUUGGAAGAGAAAGAAGAUAAUAUAUUCUUUCUAAUUAUGUAUAUUGUUGCGAGUUAUUAAGGCGUCGUAUUAAAGCGCAUAUCGCAGUUUUUCCCUUGUA